Stylophora pistillata is the source of this 2172-nucleotide messenger RNA. Its product is annotated as nucleoporin p58/p45. The record is from RefSeq and is a predicted model, not a curated record. Gene Ontology annotation, molecular function: structural constituent of nuclear pore. Gene Ontology annotation, biological process: nucleocytoplasmic transport. Gene Ontology annotation, cellular component: nuclear pore. NCBI's taxonomy places the organism in Eukaryota, Metazoa, Cnidaria, Anthozoa, Scleractinia, Pocilloporidae.
UUCGCUGAUGUGCCUCAGGGAAACCAUAAUGGCGGCAGCGACAACUGGAGGUCUUUUUGGCAGCGGUUCGAAAAGUUUCUCUUUCGGAAGCGCUAGCAGCACUACUGGAACACCAAGUUUUGGUGCUAGUACUUCGACCGGUACUUCGGUAGGAGGAACCGGAUUUUCUGCCAUUAAACCCUUCGGAGCUUCUACCACUACGACCUUGGGCACGCCGUUUGGUUCAUCAGCGGCCUCUUCUGUCGGGGCCACUUCAGGAUUCAAAUUUGGUGCCUCAGGCCCCACUACACCUGCAACCAUUUCUUUAUUUAGCGCAGCGAAAACCACGGCAACAGCUCCCACUUUGGGAGCAUUUGGACAAACCAGCCAAUUAGGACAAAGUAGUGGUUUUACCAUAGGGGCAACACCAGCAUCUGGUGCAACAUCUGGCCUCAAUCUAGGAAGUAGUUUGUUCAAAGGAAAUACUGCAACCACAACCACAACAACAUUGCUUGGGAGUUCUUCAACUGGUGUUGGGUUGGGACUAAGUACUAGCACGGGUAUUGGCACAUUUACAGGUUUCAAUGCAGUAAAAACUAUGGCAUCCACAAGUACCUCAGCCUCUACCACUCUUACUGGCCUGGGUGGGACUGGUACUAGUACGAGUGGUGGAGUCACGGGCACAGCUGGCAACGUCACAGGGAGGGAGGGUGACGUAAAAGAUACACCUUUGCCUAAUCCUUUGAAUGAAAUUGCAGAGCACAUCAAAAAAUAUGUCAAAGAACAAAAAGAAUACAAAGAUGAGAUUUCCAGAGCAUCAGGAAGUUUAUUAGAUAAAGUAAGAGAAGAAACCAUUGCCCUUAGACAGGCUUUAGCCCUGGUAUCUAACAGUAUUCAGCGAGAUGGAUGUUCUGUGGAAAACCUCAAAAUUGAUGUAUCCCAGGAGCUGAAGAAUGCUGAAAUUGCACAAAGAACCAAUGAUAUUCCUCAACCCUUACAACACGAGAAUGUGGCACCUCAGGAGUAUUUUCAGCGCUUGGUGGAGUCAUUUGAAGAAAGGAUGUUGAUGUACAGGAAACAAAUUGAGAUUAUGGAGAGCCAUCUUGCUUCCAUGUCCCAAGGGCAAACAUUGACCCCACAAGAUCUUUCUGAGGUUAUGCACAAAGUGCAUGAAACAUUUAUCGCUCUGGCAGCCAAACUACAUGAAAUCCAUGAAGCUGUGAAGUUGCAAAAAGAACAUUACCUUAAUUACAGAAGGGCUUACUUAAAGGACAGUACAGAUAUUUUCUCAAGCAGUUCAAAGGAUUUAUCAAAGACCAGUACAGAACUUAGCCUUGGCCCCAGUCCUUUCAGGGUAUCAUCCAACAACUCAGCCUUGGGUGUGGUAGCUACGGCAAAUAUGGCAGCUCCAACAUUUGGCCUUAACACUCUUCAGACAAAUACAACAGGUCUAGCAGGAUCUUUAGGAGCUACAGGAACACCUUCCCUCAGUAAUCCAUUUGGGACCACGCCAGGACUUGGUGGUACUAAUAUAACAGGAGCCAGUACAUUUGGGUCAUCCCUAGGUGCUGGUACUUUAGGAACCACUGGACUUGGUGCCUCUACAGGUCUCUCUGGGGGGUUUGGCACCCCAUCUCUAGGGGCUCCAUCAGGAGGAGCUUUUGGCUCCACAGGGACAGGCCUAGGAGGCAGCACAUUUGGUGCAGGGACAUCAGCAUUUAGUGCACAACCUAGGUUUCAGCUUCAAAGGCCGCCAGCUGGGAACAAAAGAGGGAAAAGGAGAUAAAAGAAUGGCUGUGAAUAGUUGGAGUGAGAAAAACUAGAACCAAGCCAUAUAGCUUGCAUUAAUUGACCUUUGCUUAUUUCUUAGAUUGUUGUAGUCUCUUUUGAGUACUGAAGUUAAAACAAGAGCAUAUUCUCGCCACAUAGUGGUUAUUCUCUUCUGCUCAUAGAUGUGUACAAAUAUGCGAAUGUAUGUUUAAGAUGUCUGUCCAUUCCUGGACUUUUGAUUCCUUUGGUUGUUUGUAGUGAAUACUGCUAAUCUCUUUUAGCUAGUUGGCAUUAGAACAUAGAUUUGUAAUUUUUCGUAGAAAUAUUUAAUUUUCUCUAAUCAAAGGUACUCUUUUUUUCUCUACUUCCCUGACUUCAUUUACACUUUUCACACUUCCCCAAAAUAAAAAGAGUUCCUGUUUA